Messenger RNA from Gregarina niphandrodes, 372 nucleotides. Its product is annotated as putative 60S ribosomal protein L14. Gene Ontology annotation, cellular component: cytosolic large ribosomal subunit; ribosome. Bases 1 to 372 code for a protein of 123 amino acids. The record is from RefSeq and is a predicted model, not a curated record. Gene Ontology annotation, biological process: translation; ribosomal large subunit biogenesis. Gene Ontology annotation, molecular function: RNA binding; structural constituent of ribosome. The transcript is spliced from 2 exons. Lineage: Eukaryota; Apicomplexa; Conoidasida; Eugregarinorida; Gregarinidae.
AUGGCGCUGUUCAAGAAUUUCAUUGAACCCGGCAGGUUGGCCAUUGGCCGAUAUGGAUGUGUGACAGACAAGGCUGUCAUUAUUGUCGAUAUCGUGGACUUGAACCGUGUUAUCGUGGUGGUGCCGGAAGCCAGCAAGCGUGUGUUGAUUCCCAUAAAGCGUCUCCAGAUGACGGAUUAUAAAGUCGAGUUAGCCCGUGGUGCGUCUGUGGAGGACGUGGAAGGUGCUUUGAAGGAGAACGACGUUGUUAGCGAGUGGAAGAAGACUUCCUGGGGCAAGAGAACGACCGCUUUCUACGCUAAGCGUGCCCUGACCGACCUCGAGCGGUUCAAGGUUGUGCGCGCGCAGAAAUACGUUGACGCUCAGAUGUAG